Molecule: messenger RNA, 1671 nt
Organism: Zingiber officinale
Lineage: Eukaryota; Viridiplantae; Streptophyta; Magnoliopsida; Zingiberales; Zingiberaceae
Product: pectin acetylesterase 8-like
Exons: 14
Coding region: 512-1486 (324 amino acids)
Molecular function (GO): hydrolase activity
Source: RefSeq, a predicted model, not a curated record
ACCGACAGAAGUUCUUGGCUGAGCGUCAAACUUUGCUGCAGUCACCGUCACCGACAUGUUCUCAUUGACUUUUUGACUCAAUUUAGUCAGCGAUGACUAUGACAUUCUUGUUAGAUCUUGCGCCGCCAGUUGGGUCGACAGCCACUUCUUCCCUACCCCAAAAUAUCAGCUCAGCUUCCUGCAGCAGUGCGUGUUCAUCUCUUUGUUCAAGUGUGGACUUUGGGGCGUGUGAACUGGAGGACCAAGGAGCUAGUGCAGAAUGAGUUUCGGGCAUAGGCUCAGUUCUUCAAGGUGUUUGCAGAAUGGAAGAUGAUAAAAUAGGGGCAUUGACUUUGUCUCUCAUUUGCACAUAUUGUCUACUACUAGUCAAUGGAUAUGAUGUGCCCAUGACACUAUUGGAAAGUGCAGUUGACCAAGGAGCAGAUAUUUUGCAGUGUGUCUGGAUGGAAGUCCCCCAGCUUAUCAUUUCUCUCCAGGUUUCGACUCUGGGGCUAAUAACUGGCUAGUUCACAUGGAGGGGGGAGGCUGGUGCACAAGUAUCCAAGAUUGUCUUGCUCGGAAAGAUACUUUCAGAGGCUCAUCCAAGUACAUGAAGCCUCUUUCAUUCUCUGGGAUCUUAGGCAAUAGGCAGAAAUCAAAUCCCGAUUUCUACAACUGGAAUAAGGUCAAGAUUCGAUACUGUGAUGGUUCAUCAUUUACAGGAGAUGUGGAUGAAGUUGAUCCUGCAACAAAUUUGUACUUUAGAGGAGCAAAGGUUUGGCUCGCUGUUAUAGAAGAAUUGUUGGAGAAGGGGAUGAAUAAGGCAGAAAAAGCUCUGCUUUCAGGUUGUUCAGCAGGUGGUCUGGCUUCCAUACUACAUUGUGACAGAUUUCAUGAUCUUGUACCUGAGAACGCAACCGUUAAGUGCCUCUCGGAUGCUGGUUUUUUCAUAAACACGAAAGACAUUUCUGGAGCAGAGUCUAUUGCAUCCUACUACAGCAAUGUUGUUGGCACUCAUGGGUCUGCAAAGAACUUGCCAUCUUCGUGCACUGCAAGAAUGACUCCGAGCAUGUGUUUCUUCCCUCAAUAUGUGGUGCCUGAGAUGCGCACACCUCUUUUCAUUUUGAAUGCAGCCUAUGAUGCAUGGCAGAUCAAGAACAUUUUGGCUCCAAGUUCUGCUGACCCACAUAAGACUUGGAGCAAUUGCAAACUUGAUAUAAAUCAGUGUUCUUCCGACCAGCUCGAGACAAUGCAUGGUUUCCGGUCACAAUUCCUGAGUGCUUUGCCGGUACUUGAGAACUCAUCCAUUGGCAUGUUCAUAAACUCAUGCUAUGCUCACUGUCAGUCAGGAAGCCAAGAUACAUGGCUAGCUGCUGAUUCUCCUUCACUAAAUAACACUCCAAUUGCCACUGCAGUGGGAGACUGGUUUUACGGCAGGACCAUGUUUCAGAAGAUCGACUGCGCAUAUCCAUGUGACUCGUCAUGUAUCAACCGGGUGGAAGAUUAGGAACUGAACACUUGCAGUUAUAUUUAUUCUCUAAUUAAGCUGAGUGUGACAAACUAAAUCAAAGCUUCUUCCAUGUUGCCCCUGUUGUGUUUCUCCCUUUCUUUCUUUCUUUCUUUUUCUCAAGAAAAAUGUUGUAUUUGUUCUACAUGGGAUGCUUUUGGAUAGAAUCUCAAAUUUCUAUUGAA